Nylanderia fulva is the source of this 1148-nucleotide messenger RNA. NCBI's taxonomy places the organism in Eukaryota, Metazoa, Arthropoda, Insecta, Hymenoptera, Formicidae. The record is from RefSeq and is a predicted model, not a curated record.
CCAGAGAUAAUAAAAAAAGCAGGUUAUCUCACGGAAACUCACGUUGUAACAACGGAAGAUGGCUAUAUUUUGACAUUACAUCGUAUCCCAGGUGGCAACGGCUCUCUACCUGUAUUACUGGUACAUGGUGCUAUUAACGAUGACAUUAUUUGGAUCGUUCUUGGUAAAGGCAAAGCACUCGCUUAUCUAUUAGCGGAUCAGGGAUACGAUGUUUGGUUGGCUAAUUUGCGUGGUACUACUUAUUCGAGAAAGCACAUUUCCCUAUCACCAUCAGAAUUGAAAUAUUGGAAUUUUAGCUUUCACGAAGAAGGCAUCUAUGAUGUACCCGCAAUGGUUACAUACAUCACGAAUAUGAGAUCACAACCUUUGCACGCGUACAUUGGCCAUUCUAUGGGUACAUCAGUAUUUUACGUAAUGGCAACAGAGCGUCCAAAAAUUGCUAAAAUGGUGAAAAUGAUGAUCAAUUUCGGAGCAGGAGCUUUCGCAGAUCAUAUGAAAAGUCCACUACGACCAAUAUUUUACAUGAUGAAAGAUAAUGAGCCAAUAUUGCGAGCUUUGUUCCAUGGCGAAAUAUUCCCGCAAAAUGUUUAUAACAUUCUAAAGACGUUAAUGGGCUGCAACCUGAAUUUUUAUCAAGCGGAGUUGUGCGUCAAUAAUUUAUUAUUUAAUUACCUCGGUCACGAUCCUGAGCAGUUAAAUUUAACUCAGCUGCCCUUUAUCGCGAGUCACGUACCCAUUGCCGUUUCGCUUACGACGGUGGUGCACUUCGUUCAAGUAAUUCAAUCGGGUAAAUUUCGUCAAUAUGACUACGGUGCUACAAAAAAUCUCUUGAUAUAUAAAUCGAUGGAACCUCCAGAGUACAAUCUAUCGAGUAUCACGCUACCAAUGGCGAUAUACUAUGGCAACAAUGACUUGAUGCUAGAUCCUAUUGAUGUGAAGAGGGUUUACAAUUUACUUCCCAACGUAAUAGAUAUGUACGAAGUGCCGUGGCCCAAUUUUAAUCACGUGGAUUUUGUAUUUGCUAAUAAUGCGCCAAAACUUUUGUACGAAAGAGUUUUGAAGGUCAUAAAAGGAAAAUAUCAAAGCAAUGUAACAACGAUAUGAAAAUAGAUACAUUUUAAUGAUGUAGAUGUUAAAUAAAUAAAUAA